AUUUAAAUGCUGCUGUUAGUGUCCGAAAGCGUGAAAUAGAUAAAUAUUGAUACAGGUCAAUCGACAAAUUAUCAAAACUAAUAUUAAGAUACAAUUGUUUCCGUCGUUGGUAGCGUGCGGAUUAUCAUUGGGCAGCGGCCAUUUUGAGCGAACGCAGAAACGUCAUCAGCAGCAGCGCCUUGCCUUGUAUUUUUGACUGAAUUAUAAACAUCGAUAACUACCACAGUGCCGCUGUAAGCUUUUACGCGACAAAGUUAAGCUUAGUAAAUAUAAACAAAACACCAAAGUUCAAAACUCCCUCCUCCCCUUAAAUCAAUAUAAAAUAAUUAUAAUGGCUGAUGAAGAUAUUACUUUAAACGAGGAUCAGCUUCUGGAGUCGCUGGAAGAGACAAACGGCGAACAGGAGGCUGGGAUUGCGACUGAAGCAGAGGAGGAAGGCAGUAUGCAAAUCGAUCCAGAACUUGAGGCUAUUAAGGCCCGCGUCAAAGAAAUGGAGGAGGAGGCUGAAAAAAUAAAGCAAAUGCAAUCAGAGGUAGACAAACAAAUGGCCGGCGGUUCGACAACCGGUUUGGCCACUGUGCCGCUUUCACUUGAAGAGAAGCAGGAGAUUGACACACGGUCCGUGUAUGUGGGCAAUGUUGACUAUGGUGCAUCUGCCGAGGAGCUGGAGGCACAUUUUCAUGGUUGCGGCACCAUAAAUCGUGUUACUAUACUAUGCAAUAAGGCUGAUGGUCAUCCGAAAGGUUUUGCCUACAUUGAAUUUGGCUCGAAAGAGUAUGUAGAAACGGCGCUGGCUAUGAAUGAAACACUCUUCCGAGGACGUCAAAUUAAGGUCAUGUCGAAGCGAACCAAUCGACCUGGACUUUCAACCACAAAUCGCUUUGCGCGCGGCAGCUUCCGAGGCCGAGGAGCUCGCGUCUCUCGUGCCUGCUGUCAUUCAACUUUCCGUGGCGCUCGACGCGCAAUAAGAGGUUACCGCGGACGCGCCAAUUAUUAUGCGCCGUAUUGAUUUUUGUUUUCUUAACUUAUGUUUAGUAAGAUUUUUUUAAUAUAUAA
Drosophila arizonae is the source of this 1056-nucleotide messenger RNA. It is a transcript of the gene Pabp2, whose product is annotated as poly(A) binding protein nuclear 1. Gene Ontology annotation, molecular function: poly(A) binding. Gene Ontology annotation, cellular component: nucleus. Lineage: Eukaryota; Metazoa; Arthropoda; Insecta; Diptera; Drosophilidae. The record is from RefSeq and is a predicted model, not a curated record.